CAAUAGUAUAUGUUUAAAAGAGUUAAAAUAGUGGGGCAAAAAAGGGAUAAAAACACGAGACAUUAUCGUAUAACUUGAUUUGUCUUUGAAUUACAGUCAUUGUUGUAAUGAUGAAGGUUAAGGUAGGAAAGGCAAUCAAGCCAUCACACAUUCCCCUUUUAAGUCCCUUUUCUGUUGAAAUUGAUUUGUCUUUGAAAUGCAGUUACGGUAAUCAUAUGCCUUGUUUAUUCUAUAUACAUUUAAUUAUCUUCCUCUAUAAUAAUCUUGCUUCACGUGGAUUGCCUAUGAUUGUUUCUAGGCAGCUGGCGAAACGGACGGUAAACUAAUGUUUGCCUAUCCUUUAGCAAAAAAAAUACGUAUAUAUAUUUUUUAUGUAAGAAGUACAAUAAGUUAUCAAAUAUUUUGGCACGCAUACUAUAUGCAUGUAUGGAAAGAUUGGACAUUGGUGUUGGUGGUGGUCCUGGUGAGCACUGCUACAACCUUUUUUGAUAGUCUCUAUAGAAAAUCUUAAAUGUAAAACAUUGUUUCCUCAAAAGUAUAUCACUAGUUUCAGCAAAGAAAUUGUCGGUUCGGUAAAUAUGUUGAUAUUACAGAUGCUCCAUGACAAUGACCGAAGUACUGAAUAAUAAAUCUUGUACAUGUUCAUGUUGCGGAAUUAUUUUUGAACAAAAGUCUCAACAAAACCAGUACAAACUGAUUAGUAUUAGUAUGUCAUAAACAUAAACUCAUAGUGUAAAAGUAAGAAACGAGUACUUAUUUUUUAUGGGAGGUGAAGAAGAUUGAGAGACUGUUGUUUUUUUGGUGGAUUGUCUAACAUGAAAUUUAUUAGUUGACAACAAUCGUGCACCGUACUUUAUACUACUAAACUAAAUGUUUCGAAAUGUCCUCAUCCGUAACAAUUAAUGGGACAGCUAAAUUUUCCAUACACAUCAUAAAGUUAUAUUACUUAUACUUAACAAAUGUAUUUUAUAUUCUUAUACAGUAAUUUAAACUAGUUUUGAGGUUUAAUUAGUGUAAAUCUUCAUCGAAUGUCUAACACUUUGUCGGAACCGAGCUUAUAAAAAAUGAUUAAAGUACCCCUCGGAAUCUGCAUUCCCUCUGACCUAACUAUAUAAAAUUGUUAAACUAUAAGCUUCAGCACACUAUUGUUUACGUCGAACAAACAUCAACGUAGUAAUAAUUAAGUCGAAUCUCUAACAAGUAUAAAAAUAAUGUGCUAAUCAGCUAGCCCCUAACACAGUAGCUUUGGCAGUCCGUGAACCAAUAGUUGAUAACUUGCAAGUAAUCAUAUGAACCAGAAUAUCCCGUGAUAUUUUUCAAUCUAUAUCAAUAAGUAUAAUCUUAAACUAUAGUAUUUUCUGCAUAUUAGCAUGCUAGCUAACAGCUAAUGAGUUUCAGGUUUAUGGUUUAUAAUCUACAUUAUGUUUUGACUGGUACAAGUGGACUGUUUGAACAUAAAGUCAUCGAUAUACAAAUGGGCUGAGUUAUUUGUUAAUAAGCCCAAAGUGUUAAUAUCGCAAUUCAGUCAUUGGCCCAAAAUCAAAACAGAUUUUUCCUAUUAUCGUCGUCGUCUAUCAGAGCGAGACAAAAGAUGCCAAACCGAGGUACCCCCGCACUUGUAUUAAACAACGAGAUAACAGAAAAUUAAAAGCAACACGUGAAAAAUAUACUAUUAAAUUUCAGUUACAACUUUCGUGAUUUCGUUUCUAGGUAUACUUCCAAUCUUUUUUCGAACUUAUUCAAUCAGUUGAAACGUUUAUACAAGGAAAAAGAUUUCAAUACGUAGAAAAGGAUAAAAAUACUCACGAGAGGAGCCAGACUCGUAAUUGAUAACGCGUGAUUGAGGAUUAAUACAUGUCCUUUUAUAACAUUGAAUUUAAUCAUGCUAAUUACCCCCUUACGUAGGACCCGCACUUCGAGCUCAUAUCACAAAAGUCCUUAACUACCCUUCAUCCCAAAAGCAUUAAAACAAGAACCACAAGGAUACAUCCGUCAUAUCACAAAGAUAUUAUUAAAGAGCAAAGCAAAAAAAUAAAAAAAGCAGUCGUACAAAAUUAUUAAAAUUUGUAGCGCAAUCUACGCUUCAAAAUUGAUAGAGAACAACUAGUGGGUAAGGAAAGUGGGUCCCACGUCUCCGAUAAUCAAGGGAUUAGCCAGUCGUAACGCACCACGUAUCGAGAUUACUUGGGUACUUGUAUAGUGCUUAAGAAAUGGUUUUGGCGGGCUUAAUUAAAAAAAUUCAAAAAUCAGAGGCCGAAAUUAAAAACCCUAGCCCCUCUUUCUCUCUAUCUAUCUAUCUUUCACUCAACUCAAAUCUCUUCCCUCGCCACUUCUCCCUCCAUUUUCGCUCUCUAGGUUUCGAGCUUCCUCUCUCUCUCGAAUCCGAAAUAUCUAUUCCCGAAGUAGAAGAAGAAGGUCUCUCUGUUAAUCUGAGCUGUGACUGCACAUGGGGAAGGUAUCACCGAAGGAUUCGGAUUCGAAGAUCUCAACGAGGAAGAAGAAGCUGAAGAGUUCGAAUAACAAGUACUUAAAGCCUGGGGCUCUUGUUCAGCUUUGUUACAGCAAAGCUUCCGCUACUGCUAAGUCUAAUAAUGAUUUGGGGAAGAAACGUGUACCUGUGUUUGAUUCUAAGCCUGCUAGGAGCAAUGUGAUUGCUGUGGAAGAUGUUAGUUCUCCCAGAAGCCCUCUUUUAUCGUCCCCUGUUAACGUUGUUAAGAGGAGCAGUCUGGUGAGGCCGAUGAAGUUUGAUGAUUUGCAGGUGGAGAGUAGUAAGAAGAGUCCUUUAAUGUUAUCUCCUGUGGGUAUUGUUAUGCAAAACUCGCUGUUGAGGACUCCGAAGACGCCGCCACAAGCUGAGCCUUGUGACUCUGAGUCUCAGUUUGAGUCUCUUCCCAUGGAUUUACUGGUUAAGAUUGUGUGUCAUCUCCACCAUGACCAGCUGAAGGCAGUGUUCCAUGUUUCUCAGAGAAUAAGGGCAGCUGCUGUGAUUGCAAGACAGUAUCAUUUCAAUUACACAACGCCAGACCGCUCAAGACAGGAGAUGCUGAGUGUUCUGACCCCAAUGCCAAUAAAUCGUUGGCCUUUUGUUAGCAAGGGUGAUGAAAACUAUAGGAUCAUGGGAAGCCCACACACCCCAAAGGCACCGCGACAUGCUCCUCGGCCACCUUGCCGAACUAAACUAGCGGAGAUGAAGCAAAUCACAGCUGUUCUUUUCCAAGACCAGACAGCUUUCCCUUCGAGGUGCAGCGUUCCUUCGGUUCUCCAGAGGCCGACUUUGUUCAAGCCACUGGCUCCAAAGCACCCUCGCGUGCUCUUCUACGAAGAUGAGUUAUGUCAAGCUGUUGCUCAAAACAACCUUCAGUGAUUAUGCUUGCUACAGUCAAGACGCUUUUCUUUCGCUUGUUCAUAUUAAGUUUGCCUUCAUCAUGGUUCAUGAUCACCUCCAUCAUGAUUAUCAUCAUCAGCAUCGUCUCCAGUUAUAGACUAUAUAGUAUAAGUAGCAUGCAAGUUUUGUAGCAGUGCUAGUUCAGGGUAUUAGGUUUACAUGGUAAUCUCUUAGUAUUAUCAUUUCAAGGUUUUCGAGUUUUAAGUCAUCUGAGUUUGUCAUAAUAAGCAAGUGUUUUCUGAACUGGUCAGUUGAGUCUUGUGUAUAUUUUUCUGCAUUUAUUUGGAUUGUUUUUAUUUUUC
Messenger RNA from Brassica rapa (field mustard), 3687 nucleotides. RefSeq names its product F-box protein At4g35930. The record is from RefSeq and is a predicted model, not a curated record. Lineage: Eukaryota; Viridiplantae; Streptophyta; Magnoliopsida; Brassicales; Brassicaceae.